AUUCAGCCGAGCAGCAUGCCAUUGUUAUUGAAACCACACUGGCAAGCUUGGACGUGUUGCGUAAGCGAUCCGAAACAGAAUAUGUAGGAGCGUUUUGCGAUAUGUACGCCGAUGCACGCUGUCGCUUGUGGCAUAUUGGAGCGCGCAGACGCCGUGGGAUCUGAGCGGCCAACCAAACGGCACAUCUCCAGACUGGCCAGAGGAGAUACGACGGAUGCCCUCAUUGACGGCAGUCUGGCAGUCAGCGAAACCGUCAGACAUGGACGUAGUGAAGCCGGCUGUACCGUUUGACCCAUUUGUGCAGCCGCAAGCCACAGGCUUUCUGGCUAUGCCGCCCGAGUUGCGAAAUGUCAUCUACAGCUACAUCGCACAGCGUCAUGAGCUUGCCGUCUGUGCUGUGACUCCACGACAAUUGCGGAUAUAUCAGCCGCCAUUGAUGCAGACCUGUCGCCAGGUCCAGCGGGAGUACGUCAGUGUGUGGCUGGAAGAAGCACCUUUGCGAGCAGAUACCGUCUCCAUUCACAUUAGGAACUUCGAAGGAGACUACGUGGUAAAUGCAAUAAGCACGCUCUUACCAUCCCCUGCGGCAGGUGUCCAUCGGAAGUUCAUCAUACAUCUCCACCUGGACAAUUACUUCGAGCAGACUCAAGUCAAGAAACUGGUAGGUGGCUACAGUGGUCUUGACGGACCAGGUGAACAGCUGGGUCCGGCCUUUGCUGGCUUCCGGAUGAGCUUCGAUCCGCAGGCGUUCGAUGUGCAUUUCGCGGAGCAAUACUUCGCAAAGACGCAGAUGCGGCUUAGAGGCCUCGGAACGGUCAAGGCCGUUUGCAAGUGGCGUGUGUUUCAGCAGGCUUUCGAACUUGCCAAAGCACACUAUGAGCAAAUCUGAAUGACAGCUCCCGAGCGGAGGACUCAGGCAGUACCGUGAUUGCUAUGCAGAGAGGGCCGACUUCUUCCUAAUAUUAUUGCUGUCCCAAGUCUCAGACUAGCGCAGAGGGUUUCGUAGCACGUUCGGCUAAAAUCUCGUGCAUCGUGCUUCUGAACAGACCAUUUCUGUUCCGGUUCCCAGGAGCACUGUGGACGCUCUCAGCUGUGUGUUCAAUCUAUGGGAACUCUUAUUUGCAGAUUGACCCGGGUAAGCCGGUGCCAAGAGGGCAAUGUUACGGUUGUCAGUGAU
Messenger RNA from Baudoinia panamericana UAMH 10762, 1177 nucleotides. RefSeq lists its product as uncharacterized. The record is from RefSeq and is a predicted model, not a curated record. Bases 215 to 889 code for a protein of 224 amino acids. The transcript has a single exon. NCBI's taxonomy places the organism in Eukaryota, Fungi, Ascomycota, Dothideomycetes, Mycosphaerellales, Teratosphaeriaceae.